CCGGACUAUUUUUCGCAAUCGUCUCGGCCACCUCCAUAACGGAACUCAUCAUGCUGCACGUAAACGUAACGGAAUUAUUACGCGCUAUUCAGCAAUAAAUAUGCAGAUCAAGCAGAUAUGGACGGAAAAGAUGUCGCCCCUCUCAUUAAAAUUGAACCAAAACAAGAAGAAGAAAUCCAUUACGAUCUUCAAGGAACCAUUUUACUAAGCAACGAAGCAUUGGUUACAAUAAAGGACGAAAUUACCAUUACUGCACAGUGUUCCAAAUUGUUUGAUAAUGAAGAAGUACCACAACAAACUGAUUGUGAGUGGAAUAUUAAAACUGAAAUUACGACUGAUUGUGAAUGUGACUUCGGUCAACACACAACAAAUAGCUUUCACUGUGCUCAUUGUGGUUAUGGUUAUGGAACAAGAAAUAAACAAAUGGUUCAACAGCACAUGCUACAAUGUGCUAAUCGUGAUUACAAGACCAGUAACAGAAACCACUUUAAACGAGACCUCUUAGAACAUACCUAUUCUAAAUAUUUUAAAUGUGCUAAUUGUGAUUAUGUGACAAAUUACAAAUCUCAUUUGAAACAGCACCUUUUACAACAUGCCGAUUCUAAAGAAUUUAAAUGUUCUAAUUGUGAUUACGAGACAAAGGAGAAAUCCAACUUGAAACGACACUAUUUAACACAUACCAAUUCUAAAGAAUUUAAAUGUGCUAGAUGUGAUUAUGAAACAAAUAACAAAUACUACUUUAAACAACACCUUUUAAAAUACACCGAUUCUAAAGAUUUUAUAUGUGCUAAUUGUGAUUACAAGACAAAUAACAAAUACGGCUUUAAACGACACCUCUUAACUCAUACCGAUUCUAAAGAAUUUAAAUGUGCUAGAUGUGAUUACAAGACAAAUAACAAGUACAACUUUAAACGACACCUCUCAAAAUAUACCGUUUCUAAAUAUUUCAAAUGUGCCAAUUGUGAUUACGAAACAAACGACAAGUCCAACUUGAGACGACACCUUUUAAAGUAUACCGAUUCUAAAAAAUUUAAAUGUGCUAAUUGCGAUUAUGAGACAAAUGACAAACAACACAUUCAACGACACCUUUUAACACACACCAAUUGGAAACAAUUUAAAUGUGCUAAUUGUGAUUAUGAGACACAUCACAAAUCCUGUCUUAAACUACACCUUUUAAAACAUAGUGUCUAACUAAUUGUGAUUAUGCGGCUGCGAAAAUUCUCAGAAUGCAAUUGCUCGAAAUCAAUUGCUCGAAAUCAUUUGCUCGAAAAUCAAUUGCUCGAAAGUCAAUUUUCUCGAAUUACAAAUUCCUCGAACGGCAAUUGCUCGAAAACGGUUUGCUCGAAUUAAGUUCGCAAUUAACUUAAAUUUAUGCAUGCGUGAUCAAGUGAAAGGUCUUCCAUACGUUUUGCCUAUACUAUGCUUAUACCUAAAGAGAUGUACUUCACAUCCGUUCAGUAGUGUGGUCAUGAUAAUGAAAAUAACCUGAACAUAAAAAGUGAGAACAUAUAUUGUUGAUUUGGGUUCUUGGGUUUUAAAAAUUAAAAAAACAAGUGUCCAUAUUGGUGAAAGUCAUUCAAUAUAUGUAAUAUGAGGUAUGCACCAUAAUAAGGUUUUCUUGGAGAAAGCAAGUCAUGAUCAGUUAAAUGUAAUUAAUGAUUAUUCAUCUUCUCACGAAUGAUUUCAUUAUGUUAAUCUGCAUUAGGGUUUUCAUUAGAGUGUAUAAUAAUUGCUCCGUAAUUAUCCUUAGGUUAAUGAGAUGGUUGUUAUUAGAAAUGAUGGUUAUUCCUAAUAGGUGAUUAACAUCAGAAUGCUUACAAUGAAAUUUGGAAGGAGAAAUUCCCUAUAAAUAGCCUAGUAACCCAAAAACGUUUGUUAGUUCAAAAUUUGAAAGCUCACAAGUGAACAUGGCGUUAGAGUUCGUGUCCAGUGAGAAAGGGAAAUCCAAGUUGUUUUUCGAAAGUUUUUUGUUUAUCAAGGAUAAACAAGUUGAUACCAAAAUUUAUUGGAAGUGCGAGCACUCCAAGAAAAUGAAGUGCAAAGCUCGUGUGAUUACGGUGAAUAACUUUGUGUCGUCAAGCAAUAACGACCACAACCACAAUGCCGACGCAGCGCAGCUGGAAGCCAAUAAGGUCAUGCAGAAAAUAAAGGAAGACGCAGAAAACACAAGAGAUACACCUCAGUUCAUUGUGUCCCAAGCUUCUGCUGGUUUGGGAAAUGCAGUUGCAGCUAAAUUACCAACAGUCAACAAUAUUAAGCGGACCAUUAGGAACGUCAGAGUGAGAGAAAACGUUGCACCGGCCAUACCAAGACAUCGGGAGGAGAUCAUUUUCCCAGAAGAGUUUACAAUUACCACAAACGGCGAACUUUUUCUCCUGCACGAUUCAGGGCCAGUAAAUGACAGAAUUCUGAUUUUUUCAACCGCACGUAACAUCAACCUUCUGGCGAUGUCCCAGCAUUGGUAUGCCGACGGCACAUUCAAAGUAGUUCCACCGCUUUUUCUACAGCUCUAUACCAUCCACGGGAUAAAAGACCAUGUAGCUAUCCCUUUAAUAUAUGCUCUUCUACCAAAUAAGACAGAGCAAACCUACUUAAAUCUUCUUCGAGAAAUAAAAAACCUACUUCCAGCUGAUGAUGCACAACCACAGACCAUCAUGACAGAUUUCGAAGUAGCAAUGAUAAAUGCCAUAAGAAUUGAGUUCCCGCAAACCAUACAUCGUGGAUGCUUCUUUCACCUCUGUCAAAGUAUUUUCCGACACAUUCAGGAAAAUGGCUUAAAACGGGAGUACGAGAGAAAUCCAGAAGUUGCGUUGACAUUAAAACUGCUUCCAGCCUUGGCAUUCGUUCCACCUCAAGAUGUAAUUCCUGCUUUUGAAGACAUUUGCGAGCAAAACAUUUUUUCUCCUGAACUGCAAGUUAUUGUUGAUUAUUUCGAAGACACGUGGAUCGGUCGCCCUCAACGACGUGGACGGCGCCCGCCCCAUUUCGCGAUCAACAUGUGGAAUUGUUUCGAUGCCGUACAACAUGGACUUCCAAAAACAAACAACGCAGUGGAGGGAUGGCAUCGAGCUUUCCAAAUGCAACUGUGUGCAGACCAUCCAAACAUCUGGAAAUUUAUUUCGGCAUUAAAGAGGGAGCAGAGUAUAAACGAAUUACGAAUAGAGCAACAUAUCAGCGGGCAACCACCUACCAUCAGUCGUAAGGUAUACCGUGAUUGUGCACAAAGACUUUUAACACUAGUAAAUAGUUAUGCACCUGACAUAAAUAUAUAUGAUUAUGUUCGUGGAAUAGCACAUAAUAUAUCAUAUUGACAACAUGUAAUUUUUGUUUUUCAUAAUAUGUACCUUCCUAACUGUAUCACAUUCCUAUA
Messenger RNA from Photinus pyralis (common eastern firefly), 3370 nucleotides. RefSeq lists its product as uncharacterized. NCBI's taxonomy places the organism in Eukaryota, Metazoa, Arthropoda, Insecta, Coleoptera, Lampyridae. The coding region runs from base 1908 to 3311 and encodes 467 amino acids. The record is from RefSeq and is a predicted model, not a curated record. The transcript is spliced from 3 exons.